AUGUCCGUUAGAAGGAGCUUGGCGUUUCAGCCCGAUAUCUUAGAAUGGCUGACCCAGCAGAAGCACCUUGUGCGCGCUCUUCAAAAGGAGCGCUAUAAGAUGGAAAAGGGCUUUGUUGCAUACACAAAAGAUUUUAUCGAACUUGUUCGCUCAACAAGAGCCUCGAAAAAGACGAAUGGGGCGCAGACCCCAGAGCAGGCAAAGUCAGACAGCACAUCCCGCGCAUUAGAUCAGUUUUACGAAUCAGAGGAGCUCAUAAAGCGGAUGAAAUGGAAGCGCGUCACCUGGGAUGACGAUGCGGAUUAUACUAGCUUUUCAAAGCGAAUUCUGGACAACGACUCCAUGUUCAAGCGCACAGCAGCGUUUUCUUUCCUGUCUAUUCAUGUCGUGAAGGACUCUUGCAGCACCGAUCUCGUAAACAUCCCGCUUGCGGAGAAAAUAAUCACAGCUGGUACUCUCACUAACUGGUUACUCCAAGAACGCGAGCCAAAAGUUGUGGACGUGUACCCUGUUCGCGAAGCAUCGGAGCGCCGCAGCGCUUUUUACGUGGACUGGACCUCGGGUGCUGUCAAGAUUUUAGAUACGGCUUCGGCGCAAGAAAUUUUGACAUUCUUGUCAACCGUUGCGCCUCGUUUGCAAGCCGUACAGCUGAUCAUGGAAGACCAACAAACUCGGCAGACGGCCAGCAUUGAGAACGUGCGCGUUCGAGUGGGGGCCACACUGAAAUUCAACUCAUUCGAGACAAGCUUUUGGGAUGACCCAACACGGAAAACUAGCCCUGAGUUUGUUAACCCUGAUGACUUGGAGCAGUUCCUCUCAGGGAUGUUAAAAUCUGCAUUUCUGUACCGGUGGUUUUUGAAGGGGCAAGAAAUCAGAGUCAUACCACCAGGUCGGCCUUACUACAUCGACAUGGAGAAGAAAGAAAUUCAGAUUCCUGCCAACUUUGCCGAGUACAAUUGGCUGAAGGCACACUCGCAUUUUGAGGCAGUCGAAAGAGUGGUUGACAGUUUUCGUCGUUUUUGGUGGUUUUGGUUUUGUUUUGGGAUGAUUCUUGUUGGCGACGUGGAGUUGGUAUAG
Leishmania braziliensis MHOM/BR/75/M2904 is the source of this 1077-nucleotide messenger RNA. RefSeq lists its product as hypothetical. The record is from RefSeq and is a predicted model, not a curated record. The transcript has a single exon. NCBI's taxonomy places the organism in Eukaryota, Euglenozoa, Kinetoplastea, Trypanosomatida, Trypanosomatidae. The coding region runs from base 1 to 1077 and encodes 358 amino acids.